Brassicogethes aeneus is the source of this 1108-nucleotide messenger RNA. The record is from the annotation of a GenBank genome assembly. Lineage: Eukaryota; Metazoa; Arthropoda; Insecta; Coleoptera; Nitidulidae.
GUUUUAAACAACGCUGAUUCAUAAGCUGUCAAAAAAUUGUUAUCUACUUUUGUCAAGAGGUGUAUAUUGAAAAAAACGAUUUAUUUCUAUAACUUUGUUUUGUAAAAGUGUAUAAUAAACGUUCAAUAACAUGGAGAAUAUCGCUAAUUUGGAUAAAUCAGUUGUCACAUUAAUAGUUGGUGAUAAAAACGAACAAAUUGAAAAUGAGGUAAAAAACAAUGAAAAAUGGAAAUUCUGCGCACAAAGCGAAGUUUCAACAAUUAAAAAUGAUUCCUUUAACACUAUUUUAACCCUGGUUAAAGAUGAUCUACUCUCAAAGGAAGUUGUAAGGAAAUUACUGGAAAUAUUAACACCAGAAGGCAAAUUGUUGCUUAAAAACGUCGCAAACACUUCAGAAGUUGAAUUCCUGCUAAAAACAAAUGGAUUCACGCAAGUGACAACCGAUAACGACGACAUAACCUCUCAAAAACCGAAAUACUCCCUAGGUUCAUCGGCAAGCCUAAACCUUAAAAAAACAGCCCCAAAAACAUGGAAAUUAAACGAUGUCGAUGAUAACGACGACGAAACGAUCGACCCCGACAAUUUAUUGGACGACGAGGACCUAAAAAAACCUGAUUUCAGUUCACUGAGAGUUUGUGGCACGACAGGGCAACGUAAGGCCUGUAAAGAUUGCUCUUGUGGCUUAGCCGAAGAAUUGUCUUCUGAAACCAAAAAAGAUAAUGCGGAUUUACCCAAAUCCUCAUGCGGAAGUUGCUAUUUGGGCGAUGCUUUCCGAUGCGCAAGUUGUCCAUAUCUGGGAAUGCCAGCUUUUAAACCUGGGGAAAAAAUACAACUUUCCGGAAAUCAACUUCAGGGAGAUUUGUAGUUAUUUUUGGUGUAUUAAAGUUUAUUUGUUUAGAUUAAGUGUUAUUACUGCCCACAAAGCUAAAAAUCCUUAAAAUUAGGUUCAAUUCUGGUAUUUUUGUCGAAUGUCAAAAUUCUGUCUAUAAAAAGUUUUGAAAUGUUUAUAUAUAUACAUAUAUACGUAAUUUAAGCCAAUUACACUAAAUUAGUAGUGAUUUAAGUCGAUUAUAUUGCUUAAUUUACUUAUAUUUUGAUUUUUAAAAAU